Molecule: messenger RNA, 2018 nt
Organism: Symbiodinium sp. CCMP2456
Lineage: Eukaryota; Dinophyceae; Suessiales; Symbiodiniaceae
Source: the annotation of a GenBank genome assembly
GCUUGCUUGAUUAUGCGACCGAAGCGGUCAAGGAGGGCGCGGGCAAAACUACCAUGGAGGCCUUCGCAGCCUCACUGGCUGUGUUGGAGCAGGUUGGCAAGUUCGAUGAAGACAGGAUGCUAUCCAGAGAUAGCACAUGGAUCGCUUUCAGCAAGAAUGUCACUGCCGAGCUAGUGGAGAAGGGCCCUACACUUCAUCAGGCUGCGCAGCCAACAGUGGCUAUGGUCCUUUCAUUGGAACUUUACUUGACUGAUGGUGAUCGACCGAAGUAUGCACGAGCAAUGGCGUUUGUGGCUCUUGUGAUGCUGUGGGGGAGCAUGAGGGCGGAUGACAUCCAAUGCGUGCGCCCGGAGAGCAUGCGCCUCACCAUUGAGGGAUUCAGCUGCAAGCUGUGGAAGACCAAGACCACGGGGCCAGACAGAAGAGUGAACAUGGUCCAGGUCUUUAUUUCACGCAGGGCUGGUUUUUCGGGUACAGAUUGGCUUAUGAAUGGCGUGAGGUUGUGGUCAGAAAUCGAUUUGCGCAGGGACUUCCUGGUUUUGCAAGCAGCUGAAGACUGGGAAACUUGCACUGACAGAGGGGUCGAUGCUUCAACAGUGGCAUUGUACUUGCGGAAGAUCUUCAAGGAGCUCUGCACCCCGCGGUGGCAUGAGGGCCAAUGGAAACAGAACACUGACCGCUUGUUGCUGCCAGGUGAGUGUGCCUUGCACUUUGUGGGGCACUCGGCGAGGAACUUCUUGACCUCCGUGGGGGCCGCCAUCGGGGUACCUGAAGGAGAUCGUGACUACCUUGGCCGCUGGAAAAUCGGCGGAGGCGGGUCGGCAGACUACACGAGGACUGCGCGACAGAUAGUCCACAGAGUGCAGGAUCAUGUUGCUGAAGUCGUCUUGCUUGGUAGGGAAAAGGGUUAUGUGGAGGCUGAUGCUUUGGAUGCUUUGCAAGCGUUUGCUGAGCAGAGGGGCGAGAUCGGUGCAGUGAUUCGCGCAAGGCACGAGCUUGUCAGGUCACCGAAAACAGGUGGGAACCCGCGACUGGGCGGGAGAUUUCCACCGCUUUUCUUCCAGCACUUACAGGCGCCACUCGUUGUCCCGGAUGAGCUUGAGGAGGAAGGGCGCCCAGCAGCAUUCCCGAAGGGAGAUGCCAAAUACUUUGUCAGUGUGAGCAAGAAGACUGGUUUCCGUAGGUUGCAUGUGAACCACGCUUGUUAUGUCAAGCCGUUCAAAUGUCAGGACGUCUUGUAUCUUGAUCAGGUGACGGCUGCCGAUUUUGACGCAGUCUGCAAGGACUGCAAAGUUAGGAUCCGUGCAAUGGCCAACGAGGACCAGGCUGAAGAGAGCCUCGAGUGGGGUGCUUCCAGUGCGAUGGCAACCGAUGCCGAGAUGAGGGCAAGAGUCAACACCGUAGAUGCAGACCUUCAGUACGUCUUGCAAGAGGAUCAAGAGCAGCAGCUGCUACCGAUUUCGGGAUCCCAGCAGACACCCCUGCAGGAUGAGGCAGAAACCCCGAGUGCAGAGUAUCUUGCAUUGAAGGCAGAAGAGACAGAGCAGAAUGAACCAACGGCCGCGCAGCUUGACACCAUCACGUCCAAGCGCGACUCCCAGACUGCAUCAAUUCAAUCCAGUGUCGAUCCGGCAGGGCACCUUCGGAUUACAAAGACAAAGCAGAAGGUUGAGAUGCCCCAGAACUCCGAAGCUUACCGUCGGGUCAUUAAGGUUGAGGGUUUUGCUUGGUUGGCAAUGCAGGCCCGUUACAAAUCCAAAAGCUGGCUGCAGGACUUGACGAUGGCAGAUUUCACUGCAUUUGUGGAUUUCGUUCUUGGUGAGCGGGUUGCAGGGCUUAGGCUUAAGCAAGCCACGGGGUACGACCACAACGACAAUGCACAGUUUAGGCCACCUUGGGGCAUUGUCCUGAGGUACGAGUACCGCAUGCGGAAAGAAGCUUUUCGACUUGUCAACGAGGAGGGCUUGACGCUCAAGGCCGCGUUGCUGGCUGUGACCAAGGACACGGCACGGAGAUGA